GUUUAAACUUACACGGAUCGCCCUCCUGAGGAGGAGGGGACCCCGCCGCGCGAUUGACACGCAUAUUCCUAUAGGCAUCCUUCCUCAGCCGCCACCCCCACGGCCGGAUUCGGCGGCUCCUCUCCGAGCUGAAAUCUGAGAAGAAAUCCUUGGAUCUCGCUCGCUCUCUCUUUUUUUUUUAAAAAAACAAAAAACUAGAAACCUUCGGCAUUUUGCUCUGCUGCUUCCGUUUUGCAAGAUGAAGAAGUUUUUCGACUCCCGGCGUGAGCAGGGCAGCUCGAGCCUGGGCUCGGGCUCCAGCGGAGGAGGGGGCAGCACUUCGGGCCUGGGCAGUGGCUACAUCGGAAGGGUCUUUGGCAUCGGGCGACAGCAGGUCACCGUGGACGAGGUGCUGGCCGAAGGUGGAUUUGCAAUUGUGUUUCUGGUGAGGACAAGCAAUGGAGUGAAGUGUGCCUUGAAACGCAUGUUUGUCAACAAUGAGCAUGACCUCCAGGUGUGCAAGAGAGAAAUCCAGAUCAUGAGGGACCUGUCGGGGCACAAGAACAUUGUCGGUUACAUUGACUCUAGUAUCAACAAUGUGAGUAGUGGUGAUGUAUGGGAAGUUCUCAUUCUGAUGGACUUCUGCAGAGGAGGCCAAGUGGUAAACCUGAUGAAUCAGCGCCUGCAGACAGGCUUUACGGAGAACGAAGUGCUGCAGGUAUUCUGUGACACCUGCGAAGCUGUGGCCAGGCUGCAUCAGUGCAAAACCCCUAUUAUCCACCGAGACCUGAAGGUUGAAAAUAUCCUCUUGCAUGACCGAGGCCACUACGUCCUGUGUGACUUUGGAAGUGCCACCAACAAAUUCCAAAAUCCACAAUCCGAGGGUGUCAAUGCAGUAGAAGAUGAGAUUAAGAAAUACACCACACUGUCCUACCGAGCACCAGAAAUGGUUAAUCUGUACAGUGGCAAAAUCAUCACUACAAAGGCAGACAUUUGGGCUCUGGGAUGUUUGUUGUAUAAAUUAUGCUACUUCACUUUGCCAUUUGGGGAGAGUCAAGUGGCAAUUUGUGAUGGAAACUUCACAAUUCCUGAUAACUCUCGAUAUUCCCAAGACAUGCACUGCCUGAUCAGAUAUAUGUUGGAACCAGAUCCUGACAAAAGGCCAGAUAUUUACCAGGUCUCCUACUUCGCAUUUAAACUCCUCAAGAAAGAAUGCCCAGUUCAAAAUGUACAGAAUGCUCCCAUUCCUGCAAAGCUUCCUGAACCAGUGAAAGCCAGUGAGGCAGCUGCAAAAAAGACCCAGCCAAAGGCCAGAUUGACAGAUCCCAUUCCUACCACGGAAACUUCAAUUGCACCCCGCCAGAGGCCGAAAGCUGGGCAGACUCAGCCAAAUCCAGGAAUCCUUCCCAUCCAACCAGCCCUGACACCCCGAAAGAGGGCCACGGUGCAGCCCCCACCCCAGGCUGCAGGACCCAGCAACCAGCCUGGUCUUUUAGCCAGUGUUCCUCCACCCAAAGCCCAGCCCAGCCAACCUGGACCACAGUCUCUGCCCAAGCAGCCACAGGCCCCGCCCACCCCUCAGCAGACUCCUUCCUCUCAGGCUCAGGGUCUGCCUGCUCAGGCCCAGGCCACCCCCCAGCACCAGCAGCAGCUCUUCCUCAAGCAGCAACAGCAGCAGCAACAGCAGCAGCCCCCGUCGCAGCAGCAGCAGCAGCAGCAGCCACAACAGCAGGCACCUGCAUUUUACCAACAGCAGCCACAGCCACAACCGCAGCCGCAGCCUCAGCAGGCCCAGACUCAGCAGUUCUGGCCACUCUCUUCUGCUCAGUUCCAGGGAGUCCAUCCAGCAGCCCAGCAACCAGCGAUUGCUCAGUUCCCUGUGGUUUUGCAAGGAGGCUCGCAGCAGCAACUGAUACAGAAUUUCUACCAACAGCAGCAGCAGCUGGCCACAAACCUGCAUCCACAGCAGCUGAUGAGUCAGCAAGCUACUCUGCAGCAAAAGACCACUGCGCCAGCAGGACAGCAGCCCCAGGCACAGCCGGCCACCCCACAGCCAGCCCCUGCCCAGGAGACAACGCAGAUUCAAGCCCCCAUAAGACAACAGCCAAAGGUUCAGACAACACCCCCUCCUGCUGUCCAGGGGCAGAAACUUGGAUCUCUCACUCCUCCAUCAUCCCCCAAGACCCAACGUGCUGGGCACCGGCGGAUUCUCAGUGACGUAACCCACAGUGCGGUCUUUGGGGUCCCCGCCAGCAAAUCAACUCAGCUGCUCCAAGCAGCUGCGGCAGAGGCCAGUCUCAAUAAGUCCAAGUCUGCAACUACCACGCCUUCCGGCUCCCCUCGGACCUCCCAGCAGAACGUUUCUAAGCCCUCGGAGGGCUCCACGUGGAAUCCCUUCGAUGAUGACAACUUCUCCAAGCUCACGGCUGAAGAGCUGCUCAACAAGGACUUUGCCAAGCUGGGGGAAGGCAAACAUCCUGAGAAGCUCGGAGGCUCAGCUGAGAGUUUGAUCCCUGGUUUUCAGCCUGCACAAGGCGAUGCUUUCGCAGCGUCCUCGUUUUCUGCUGGAGCUGCUGAAAAGAGGAAGGGCGGGCAGACUGGGGACUCUAGCCUGCCACUUCUCAGCGUGCCCGACCCUUUCGUUCCUCUCCCAGUACCUGACGCUCCAGAAAAGCUCAUUGAGGGACUCAAGUCUCCUGACACUUCCCUUCUGCUCCCUGACCUUUUGCCUAUGACCGAUCCUUUUGGUAGCACCUCUGAUGCCGUCAAUGAGAAAGCAGAGGCUGCUGUUGAGAGUCUCAUACCAGGACUGGAGCCCCCGGCGCCCCAGCGCCUCCCAUCUCAGACGGAAUCCGUUACCUCGAACCGCGCAGAUUCUCUCCCUGGGGAAGACUCCCUGCUUGACUCCUCUCUGCUUUCUAACUCUACCACCGAUCUUCUGCAAGAGUUUGCCCCGCUAGCGAUCUCUGCGCCAGCCCAGAAAGUUGCAGAGGAUAGUAAUCUCAUCUCAGGUUUUGAUGUCCCAGAGAGCUCGGACAAGGUGGCAGAAGAUGAGUUUGACCCCAUUCCUGUACUGAUAACCAAAAAUCCACAAGGUGGGCACUCUAGAAACAGCAGUGGGAGCUCUGAGUCCAGUCUUCCCAACCUAGCCAGGUCCUUACUGCUGGUGGAUCAGCUCAUAGACCUGUAGCCGUGGCCCAGUAGCAGAUGCAGUCGUGUAACCUUCAUCCCGUAAUACACAUUUUCAUUACGGAGUUCAAAAGAAAAACUUGAUUUUUUCCCCCUAUUUUUUUUUUUUUAAUCUGCAAAUAAGGGACCUCUAGCCCUUAUCUCCUACCCCUUGCCUUCUCUUGUAGAAAUGAUAAGGAAAGAACAAUCACUUUGGCCCUCCAGAUAUUCCUUGGCCAGUUUUUCUCCCUGUUAGUUUUGCUGUGUUUCCUCAUUGCCCUUCUCCAAUAGCAUUAUCUUAAAUCAAGUGCUAGAUGCCAUGGCGUCACCGCUGCUGGAAUCGACUCCACCCGAAGCUUACCUGUAACUGAGACGAGUGAAUUGAUACCUUUGUCUCAUUCUUGCUAGGAAUGGCCUCCCAACCCCUGGCACCUUUGGCCAGAUGCUGACCACUGUGUUUACCUAUUUUCUGCUGUAUCUCCUGAUGCAUUAUCAUGAGGACAUGGCUUCUGCAGUCGGUCUUGACUUAGGCAGUGGCCUAGAGAUGGGUCUGUGGUUUAAGAGAGGGGGAUUGGAUUGACUGAGAACAGUCUAUGCUUGGGAAGAGAAACCAAGCCCAGCUCUAGCCAACCAACGUUGACCUCUGUUCGUAGAAUUAGCCAAGGAAUUGUACGCCCCACGCAACCUACCGAGCAUUCGUCCAGCUUUCUGGCUUCUACUGAACCGUGAUUUCUCAGAUCUGGAGAUGUGACCGCAAGGACUGGAGAUCCUUGGAUAAAAAGUGUAUAUGCCGUAAAUCCCCAGUAUUGCCCUUCCUUGUCAUGUUGACUGUCCCAAGCUGGGAUCUCAGAAUAAGACCAAAAUGAGACCAUGGUGGAAAUACGAUACCUUUUAUUAGAAGACUUUUCACUGGGGGGGUGGAUGGGGAAGGGGAAGGAAUUGUAGCAGAAACAGAUGUAUUUUUCUUGUGAUUUUUAUUUUGAAUCAAAUAUUAUAAAUUGUGUAUAAAUGAAGACACUGGCUAGUUCUGUUUCCACUUGGUGUUUCAAGUCCGAUGAUCAGAUGUCUGUACAGGGUUUUGCUCUCUCCCAUGCAUACCUGCACCGUGAUCCUACAGUGUAACGUAGGGAAUCAUGUCCAGUGGACUCGUAUGUUGCUGUACGCUUUCAGCAGGUCCUGUCUCUGUAGAAUGAGCAUGUUGUUGAUUUUCAGGUAAUCCGAAAUAAGCCUGCUGACGAGCUCGGCACAGUUUUUUUCUGUGGUUACUGACCUUUCGUGUCUCUCCCAUCUUUUCUGUUUUCCCUUGGCUUCUUAUAGCCUAAAAGAUGACCCAAAAGGAAGCCUCGCUCCUCGCCAACACUAGAGUGUCACCCAAAAUAAAGAAAGGCCCCGCACUCACCACCCGCCUCAGGUCACCCUCUGUAGACCCUGGAGUCACUGAGGGGGCUUCUGUUUUGUUUGGUUUCUCCCCUCCGGUAACAAAGCCAGUUUGGUUGGAUUGCCCUUUUGAGAAGCGGGGGGGAGCACAGGGGACUCCCUUCUUGUCUUCCUCGGGUGGGUGCCCUUCGCCUCCAUCAAAAGGGGAAGCCCUCCGUUGACUGGAUUUGAACAAAUAAAAGGCGAAGUCCAUCUGCUUGUUUAUCUAGUAUUUUUGCUUCUUCCCCAUGUCUGCACUUUAGGAGGGAAGGCGUUUCACAGCAAUCACAAAAGCCUGCAUAGCCAUGCACUUUGGAGGGCAAGCUUUGACACCUCCCCCUCGCCCGGCCCCCUGGCAUGGUGAGAGCAGCCCUUUGAACAGCUUUGGGGAAAGGUCCCAGCCUUCCAGUCUUGUGAUUUGAAAUAGUUCCUGGGCCAGCUGAAAUGAGCUGAGCUAAGUCAAGGCCUCUCUUAAGAUAACAGUUGAUUUCCCAAAGGUCAAGAGGCACAGCCUACAUGCUGAGGAUUUGGGGUUUUGUUUUUUUAAAGAUGUCUUUGACACGCUUACUCUAAGUUGGUAAUGAUGACCAUGACCUUGGGGCUUGGCUUACUUACUUUAUCGUGAAUAAGAAAAAUUGCCACAGAGCAGGAUUGUAUUCUCUUUCCCGGACAUAGAAAGAAUGUAUAAACUAAUGAAGGAAAGGUUUAUUUUUAAAUGAGAAUAAUGUUUGAACACUGUGUUUUCAGAUUUUUUUUCAUAUGUACAUGUUAGAAAUAUAAUGAAAUAAUCUAGUUUCUCAAUUUAAUCGAAACCACGAAGACUAUAGUUUAGGAAUUAACUAAGUGUCGCUAAAUUGUUCUUUUCUUUUCAUUACCCAUAAUUACAUUGAGAUGUAUUAUCUAGUCAUUUGGCUCAAUAAAGCUUAAUGGAGACUGCUAAUGAAAAUGAACAGAUUAGAUGCCAAAGACUAGGUAGAAGCCCGAGGGAGCCACAGUCUCAUGAAUUGUCUGGGGUUUGCCCUUAAGGAAGAAAGAAGACUGUGAAGGGAAGAAAAACUGUUUUCCUCUUGAGAAAGGCCUGUGAGUGACCCGCUCCUAGGCCUGCCCUAGUGUUUAGCGUCUCCGUGAAUGCAGCAGCUUCAUUUGAGUGAGUGGAGAGCGCUGGUGAUGAUAGCCCUAUGCAGCCAGAGGCUGGGCCACAAGAGGGACCUUAGAGGCCGUCCUAUAGUCCUCCCACUUGUUUUAAGGAUGUCAGGUCUGCGCUGGAUGGAGGCAGGAUAUUGGAAGGAGACCGGGCCUGGACAGGCCUCCUGGGACCUCAUCCCAACCCUUGCCAGAGGCACUCACCUUUCAGGUCUGUUGCUAUUGUUGUUUUUCAUACCAUGAUAGGUUUGAACUCAAUGGUCUUUAAGAUUUUAGAAUUAAUAGAGUCCCAAGUGAAUACUGUUACUCUGUAGAAGGACUAUGAAGGAUUGAUACAAUCCUGAGGUUCUUCAGUUACCUUCUAUAGUCCUUGCUGUUACUGUAGCAAUAUAUACCUUUUAGACAAUUAUAGUGGACUUUUAAUAACCUCUGGGUUGCUCUUUCUUGGUUACUUGAAUGGAAGCUUAAAUGAUCACAGAACUUUGAACACAUAUUUUCUGUUUUUGAUCUUACGUGCACACACACACACAUACUCCUACAGAUUUCCAACAAAACGCUACCAGAUUUCUGUUCUUCCUACCUGUGUAAUUAGGGAUGUGCUAGUUUCCAAGGGGCACGUGCUGUGAGACAGGUUUCUGACUUGCUUUUAGUCCAACUGUGCUCAAAUAGUAACUGAGCCAGUUCGUCAUAAGUUGGGUUUCCCCCCUUUGCAGCAUCAUAUAACUCAGUCCUCAAAUUCAAGUCCCCAUGUUUUGAAAACACAGGCCUCUGAGGGAGAUGAGAUUUGAAUAGCCUGUUUUUAAAAUGUGAUUAUGAUUAGUAUAAUUGAAAAAUUUCUGGAGCAGACAUCUCAGAACCUUGAUGUCCAAUGACGUGUUUUCCCUUCAAAGGUACCUGGUUUUACUUGAGAAGCUAAUCCGUAAUGAGACUGCCAUCACUUACGUUAUUUUGAAACUCUCCUCUUUAUAAAUAACAUCAAGGGAUAUAAUAAAGUAUAAUACAGUCCAUUCUAUUACUAGAUCAUUUGUGUCACUUUCAGCAUCUGAAAGUGUGUUCCCCUUCUUAAUAUUUUCCACUACUCUUUGUUCUAACAUUUGGCUAUUUCCCAAGAGCAAAACCUCUACUCCUGUUAAGAUGAACACUGAUGACAGUUUUUUAAAAAAUAAACCAGAAAAUUCCCAAAGAGAACAUAUAAUGGAAAAUGAGAACGAUCAGUCAUAAUCUCUUCCGUCUUCAGAAGAGGAGAUCUCUUGCAGUCCCCAGUGUCUUGAGUGGUUGAGGAAAAUAAAGCAGGGCUGUGUGAGCCCUCCAAGGGAGCCGUCACUUUGGUCAGUGUCUUCUGAUUCCAGUCCUCGCACUUUCUGAAUGAGAGGUGUGGAACUUGAAUGGCUAAUAAUGGAUGAGAACCUGUUUAUCUGAAGAUGGAAUGCUAGUUUUGUUUCGCCUGUAAUGUUGUUUUGUUUUGCUUCUUAGUCACCUGGCAGGUUUUUUAUUUAAACCAACCAACCUUCCCCUAAGUCAGGAACAGCCCUGCCUGAGCAGUGACCUGGGAAGAAGGAGACCCUUGUGGCCAGCCCCAGCUCAGAGGCUUGCAGGGUGAAUGCCUGUUCUAGGUACUGUGGACCAAAAAGAAAGGCGCCCUCUCUCUCCAGGAGUCAUUAACCUUCUCAGUCUAAAAAAUGACCAGGGGCCCAGAGUUCCUUUUAUAGAGGCUAGGGAUGAAAGUAAAAGGAUUGCUGAAAGUACUGAAUCAGACAGAUUAGAAGCUGACUUGUAGAACAGGGAAAAAUAACCACGUGGAUGGCCAUGCUUCAGCCCACAGAGGUAGGCUAUCUGAAAGACUCCAGUUAUUGCAAAAUGAUCUCUUCUCUGUUCUAGAGGAACCAAAUUCUUUCUUCUCUUCCACACUAGAAUGCUCCUGAGUUGGGUAUGCUUGGGUUUCUUGUGUCGGAAUGAAUCCCAGGUGGCCUCCGUUUCAAAUCAUCUGUCACAAGAUGCGGUUUUGUUUUCCUGGGUUCCCUUCUCCUUGGGUAACACAAACCUAUGCAAACAAAGUUACCCACCGGCGGGGGCACUAGAAUGGAAGGCACGUUCUUGGUUCCCACUUUGAUGCCUUGUCCUGAACUUGUCUCUCUUCCUGUGAGUAUUCCGCCCUGCCCUGUUGCACCCCUUCCCCUUGUCCUAUGGAUGUGUAUUUAUUAGCAGCCUUUAUCCUGUCCUCCUCAAGAAGAAAAAGCAAACAGAUGUACACGGAGCUAUCUUAUGCAGUAAAUACAGAGACAAUGCCAACAUUGCUACGCAAGUAUUGUAUAGAGAAUAAGUUGUGUAAACAAAUUUCUUAUGUAAGCAUACAGGGGAAUAAAGUCUUUUAUCUGUUCACCAGAGAGCACGUUUAGAGAUGUCCAUAACUUCAACUACCCGAUGUUUUCUCGAGCUGAAAACACGCAGUAACAGAAGGGAUGGGCACGCGUUCUUGGGGGGCAGAGAAGCGCGGGCCCAUGGAGAAAGGCCCCCUGAGGACAAGCUCAGGGGCCACGGCUGCCCUUGACUUCACGGUGUAAUCCAGGAGAACCAACCCCCCGGGGACUCUUCGUUCAGAUGGCCAGAAACUGGGUUAUCACACGGGCCAACAGAUUGGCAGCUACCAACUUCUAAUUUAAUUUUUAAUGUUCCCAGGCCAAUUUAAUUAAACAUGUUAGGCUGGCAAGAACAGUUAUUUGCCCGGCGAGAAAUGAGUCUCACUUGUUCUGCCCGCUGGCUAGAGAGGCACCACCUCAACAGCGGCUGUUGGGUCUCAUCAGGUCCCUGGUGGUGCAGAGCCAGCAGCCGAGCAACACAGGGCAGGACCAACCAAGUCAUUUUCUGGCGUACAUCUCUCGGGUCCCUACUGGCUUCCAAAGGCUGCGUUUCAGCUGGUGCUGCAAUCCGGGGGGUCUUUGGCAGGGAAACAUCACUUUCCUUUCCCUCACUAGAGACUCACAAUACUCAGAAGUCUUUACUUUCCAGUUUGGUGGUCACUGUCACUUUGCUGUAAGGGCUGGGGAAAGGUGUUAGUGUAGCUGCGCACGGUGUACCACAUUAGGGACUAGCCAGCUCGAAACGGGAGUGCACAGCGAGCAUGCUGGUGGCCCUCGCUGUAUCCAAUUAGUUGGGCCGCCAGCUAAACACAGCACACAUAGGUAACGCUGUCUGUGCUCUGGCAGCGACUCGGGAGCCAGGAAGGAUGGUUACAUCUCGUACAUUUGGGGACUCCUUUCCUAGCACAUGAGCUGUUGCUAAAACAUGCGUCAUUUGGGGCUUCAACGUAGAUUAAAAUAGAGUUCUCCUUAACGGAAGUGUCACAGUGUCACAGUGUGCUCAGCCUGGCACUCAGUCCCACAACAGAGCCAGAAAAGAGGAGAAUUUUUUUUUUUAAAAAAAAGGUGUAUUUUGACUUCAGGCUUAAUUUAACAUGCCAAACUAAAAUAAAAGGAAACAUGGCCUAAUUAGAAGGAAUUAUCGCAAAAUGCCCGACCUUAGAGUUUGGGAUGAGUGCACUUCUGUACAGACUGCAAGCCCGGGUCCUGUGUCAGAGCCCUGGUGUGGCUCCAGGCUAUCUGCUCUGUCUGCCACUGGUCACCAAAGGAACCGGGCCAGGCCGGGAGGUUCCAUCAGUGCCAAGCAGUUGACGUCACUGCCAGUAGGCAGACUGCUUCUAACACCCCCUUCCUGGAGGAACAAGUGGCUCCUCCUCACGCAGGCUGCCCGUCCUGAAGCAGACUCUUGUCUGGGCACAAUGCAGCUUCUGCAAAAGACCUUCCGCUGCCAGCAAGCUCCAAUAAGUGGUUUUCUGUUUACGCUCACAGCCUCCCCUAUUUUCUACUAUUUCCUUAAAGGUCCCUGAGGGAAACAUGGGCAUCUGCCCUUUCUCUGUUCCCCAGAGUUCCAGGCUUGGGGACUUGCAAAGAGUGGUUGCUCUCUGCCUUGGUCACCCUCCACCUCCUCUGAAAACAAACGGGGAGCUUAAGAGACCAGCCUGCUUCAGCGCACUCUCUCAGUGUGCUUGCCCAGACCCGCGAAGCAGAGCCCUGCCACGGCAAGGGGAGGUAGAAAAUGGCUCGGGCCCUUGUUCUGAAGGUCAGGGACUGGUUUCCCCUUCAGCCUUCCUGUUAGGAGGCCUAUGUGACUGUGCCUAUGGUUUCUUUGGAAGCCGCUCUUUAGAUUUUCCUGUGAUUUCCCAUGAAGAUCGCAGGGUAUGCUCUGAGUUGGCAGGAACCCUGUUUUUAACAGAAGUCAUUUUGAUGGGUUAGACAUGCCCCUCCACCCUGCCCAGCGCUGCGUCUAGGCACCCCUGAGGAAUACUUCACACUUAUCACACCACCAGUAUCCAGAGUUUCCUAGUUGCCAUAGGUAGCCGCUUUGGGGGCAGUCUGUGCACACAAACUAUUUAUUGGACUGGAGGGGGUGGCAAGGGGAAAUUACAUUUAAAUUGUAAAAACUGAAUUCUAAUCAUCAAACUUGGCUGAUUUCUAUUUUAAAUUGAAAAACAAGACACUAAGCCCAAUCAAUUUAGUAUUCAUUUUGAUUCUUGCUUGACUAUAAUGCCAGUCAGUCAUUGGCAUGAUUAAAUCCCCCCCUCCCUUUUUUCCCCUCUUCCCUUACUAAGAGAUACUACUCUCCGCAGAACCAGCUGAAUAAUACCAGCCUCCAGGGUAGUUGUGGAAGAGGGUGGGAUUGUGCCCUAGUUUGGGCAACUGAAAGCUUCAUCCAGCUGAUGAUGCAUUGAGGAGGAACGCUUGUUCCCCUCUGUUGGUGAGUUUCGUUUUAGAGCUCUGUCCCCUUUCCUGGGGGUCUCCUCCCAGUCAUCAUCCGGGUGCCGCCAUGACAGAGCUGAACAAUACCAGCCGAGAAGUUGAGAUGGUUUCUUUGCACACAGUGUGCGAGGGAAGGGUCCCUCUUAGUACUUACCAGCCGCCCAGUGCUUCCCUGUCACCAUCUAGAUGCACAUGUAGAAGUUGGAAAGCAAGGAUAACUGUAUGCUCUUCGCAGUCGUAUUCUCCAAAUACUAUCCAGACAGCCGUUUGGCACCAGUGCAGAAUUUAACUCGAAGAGUCUUUACUGAAUACGUUCUGUUAGAGAAAUAAAGAGAACCCGGGGAGAGAAACUUUUUGGGAGGGAAGGAGGGCUUGAAAACAUUAAAGAUCAGAACUGUUUUAAAAGAAGCGCUGCUAAAAAGAGGAUUCAGAGAAACGUCAUAUUUUUGUACAGUAGUUUAUAAAAUGUUUAGAUCUCUCCUCUCUACGUUCUCUUUACAAUGUAAUGUAUCUGAUGAGUGACUGGUUUCCCAAUAAACUGAUUUUUGACGCCUCU
Echinops telfairi (small Madagascar hedgehog) is the source of this 11055-nucleotide messenger RNA. It is a transcript of the gene AAK1, whose product is annotated as AP2 associated kinase 1. NCBI's taxonomy places the organism in Eukaryota, Metazoa, Chordata, Mammalia, Afrosoricida, Tenrecidae. The record is from RefSeq and is a predicted model, not a curated record. Bases 239 to 3169 code for a protein of 976 amino acids. Gene Ontology annotation, molecular function: ATP binding; protein kinase activity. The transcript is spliced from 21 exons. Gene Ontology annotation, biological process: protein phosphorylation.